UUAAAUAACAGCCGUUCAUGCAAACUUCAUACGCUCAAGAAAAAGUUAUGCUUUAUGUGGCCUAGAGUGACUAAAUUAGUGUGGUGAUCUCGGCAAUGUCACGAUAAAAGACGUUGGACAAAACGAUGGCGAGAACCUUUUUUUCUCUAGCUGAGAAAGGAGAUAAGAAGAAAGAAGAUUUCUUCUUUGCGAAGACACCUAAGAAGAAAUACGCUGAUCUAAAGGCCGUGAGCGAUGAGGUGGAGCAACCAGAGAACCCGGAAGAGUUAGAGUUAGACGGUGAAUCAAAGACUAGCACGCCACGAGUUAACAAUGGCGAUCGGGAAAUGUCGGAAGUGGCGUCAGGACAUGGCCAGUCCUACAAUCUCUCAGACGCAGUGGAAUGGAUCCGCUUUGGGCCAUUUCAGGCCAGCCUUAUCGCCAUUGUUGGGUUCUUUGUCAUCGCGGAUGCGCUGGAGAUGAUGCUUCUGUCCAUUCUUGCACCGACAAUCCGAUGUACAUGGCACCUGAACUCGCUUGAGGAGGCUUUUAUCACUACUGUCGUGUUCGUCGGUAUGAUGCUCGGCUCCUCGUUCUGGGGCUGGAUCGCUGACGUCAUGGGAAGAAAAACGGCUGUGGUGGUAAGCGCAUCCUGGAUAUUCUACUUUGGAUUAUUGAGUGCGUUUUCACCGCACUACUACUGGAUCAUAGCGCUGAGGUGUCUUGUCGGAUUUGGCAUCGGCGGAGCUCCUCAAGCGACGACUUUACUAUCAGAGUUUUUACCUUCUAAAUCUAGGGCUUUAUGUAUUCUAUCUUUAGCAAUAUUCUGGGCGGUUGGGUCUACUUUUACCGUGGCGGUGGCAAUGGCUGUCAUGCCGACGCUCGGUUGGAGGUGGUUACUGGCGAUCCUUUGUCUUCCACUUCUUCUAUUCCUUGCCAUGAGUAAGUGGCUGCCCGAGUCAUGUCGUUUCCUAUUGGCUGCGGGUGAACGUGACGGCGCCAUCCAGGUGUUGCGUGACAUGUGUGAGAUGAACAAGAAGCAGAUGCCACAAGGCGAGCUCAAAGACGCGUCACAGAACGCCAAGCGAGGACAAGUGGCAGACCUUUUUCUCAAAGAUCAAUGGAAGACGACUAUACUCUUGUGGAUUAUAUGGUUUAAUCUGGCGUUUGCUUACUAUGGGAUCGUGCUCACCACGACGGAGUUAUUCCAAACGAUAUCAACAGAAGGCAAAUGCGCUUCUAGUGGGAAGCAUUCAAGUAAGGCCGACUGCGGUUGUCAGUUAUUAGGGGUGGAAGACUACGUCGAUAUGAUGUGGACUACUUUGGCAGAAUUCCCAGGUGUCAUCAUCACAAUGUUCAUCAUCGAUAAACUUGGGCGCAAGUACACCGCCGCCCUAGAAUUUGUCAUCACAGCCGUUUUUUUCUUCCUUCUCAUUAUAUGCACGGAUCGACUCACCAUGACGAUAUUCAUCUUUAUCGUGCGCGGAGCCAUUUCCGGUGCCUUCCAGACCUUCUACGUGUACACACCGGAAGUAUACCCUACUGUGACGCGCGCUCUCGGCCUGGGAUGUUGUAGUGGGAUCGCCCGAGUGGGAGCCAUGAUAACGCCUUUUGUCGCGCAGGUAUUGUUGAAAGAGUCGGUUGCGCUGUCGAUGGGCGUGUACGGAGGCAUGUCCGUCAUUUGCAUAAUAGCGUCUCUCAUGUUACCCAUAGAAACCAAGGGAAGGGAAAUGCAGGAAUCCUAGCAUAAGAGACAACAGAGCUAGCACUGAACAUCUGGGCAUUCUUCCAUCUGGGAUUUAGAAGUUAAAAAUGUGGUUACGUGUGACCGAAAAUAACUUGUUGGUCUCUCGGUGGAAGCGUGUAGCCGUGAAGGAAUGAACUCUUUUUUUUGGUCUUUCCUCCUGCGGAAACGCUUAACAGAGAAAGACUUCUUUAGAAACAAGACUAGCGACACUUAAACUUAUUUAGACACAGCAGAAAAGUAUUUUAUUUUAUUUGCAUUUACCAGUAAUAGCGUUUGAUACGCUAUACUCGCAAACAUUUGUAUAUAUUUUUGUAAUUAUAUGAAUGAAUAAAAUAAGGAAUUCUGAAA
Nematostella vectensis (starlet sea anemone) is the source of this 2074-nucleotide messenger RNA. RefSeq names its product synaptic vesicle 2-related protein. The record is from RefSeq and is a predicted model, not a curated record. Gene Ontology annotation, cellular component: membrane. The transcript has 16 exons. Gene Ontology annotation, molecular function: transmembrane transporter activity. Gene Ontology annotation, biological process: transmembrane transport. NCBI's taxonomy places the organism in Eukaryota, Metazoa, Cnidaria, Anthozoa, Actiniaria, Edwardsiidae. The coding region runs from base 126 to 1724 and encodes 532 amino acids.